Molecule: messenger RNA, 4248 nt
Organism: Candoia aspera
Lineage: Eukaryota; Metazoa; Chordata; Lepidosauria; Squamata; Candoiidae
Gene: SLC30A6
Product: solute carrier family 30 member 6
Exons: 14
Coding region: 102-1484 (460 amino acids)
Biological process (GO): zinc ion transport; transmembrane transport
Cellular component (GO): Golgi apparatus; membrane
Molecular function (GO): monoatomic cation transmembrane transporter activity
Source: RefSeq, a predicted model, not a curated record
UCGGCCAAUUACACGUCAGCUCACUCAAUUCCCACUCUUUUGUUUGGUGACAGAAGAAGCCCGCCUUUUCCGGCCCCGUUGGGAGCCGCUAGUUCCGCAACAUGGGAACAAUCCAUUUGUUUCGCAAAACACAGCGAUCCCUUCUGGGCAAGUUGACACUGGAAUUUAGAUCAGUAGCUGCUGAUCGAAGGUCCUGGAAGAUCUUGCUGUUUGGCGCAAUAAAUGUAGUAUGUACUGGUUUCCUGCUUAUGUGGUGUAGUUCUACAAACAGCAUAGCUUUAACUGCAUAUACCUAUCUAACAAUCUUUGAUCUUUUCAGCUUGAUAACAUGCUUAAUAAGUUAUUGGGUAAUGAUGAAGAAGCCCAGUCCAUCGUAUUCAUUUGGAUUUGAGAGAUUUGAAGUCCUAGCAGUAUUUGCUUCCACGGUUCUUGCACAGCUUGGAGCACUUUUUAUUCUUAAAGAAAGUGCUCAACGAUUUCUUGAACAACCAGAGAUUCAUACGGGUCGAUUGCUGGUUGGUACCUUUGUAGCACUCACUUUCAACUUGUUUACAAUGCUUUCAGUUAGGAAUAAGCCUUUUGCUUAUGUGUCUGAAGCUGCAAGUACAAGUUGGCUUCAGGAACACGUUGCAGAUCUCAGUAGGAGCUUGUGCGGUAUCAUUCCUGGACUGAGCAGCAUCUUUCUUCCUCGCAUGAAUCCAUUCAUCUUGAUCGAUCUUGCUGGGGCUUUAGCUCUUUGUAUUACAUACAUGUUAAUCGAAAUUAAUAAUUAUUUUGCAGUUGAUACUGCCUCUGCAGUAGCUAUUGCCUUGAUGACAUUUGGAACCAUGUAUCCCAUGAGUGUCUACAGUGGAAAGGUCUUGCUUCAGACAACACCACCUCAUGUGAUUGGACAGCUAGAUAAACUUAUACGAGAGGUUUCUACUUUGGAUGGAGUUCUAGAAGUUCGAAAUGAACACUUCUGGACAUUGGGGUUUGGUUCUCUGGCUGGAUCGGUUCAUGUGAGAAUUCGAAGAGAUGCCAAUGAACAGAUGGUACUUGCACAUGUGACAAAUCGGUUAAAUGCGCUGGUAUCUAUUUUGACUGUUCAGAUUUUCAAAGAUGACUGGAUCAGGCCUACUUUGGCCACUGGACCUAUUGGAAGCAAUAUGCUGAACCUUUCAGAACAUUACAUUAUUCCAAUGCCACCUCUAAAGGCAGCAGAACAUUCCAACCCUGCUACAUCCACUCCAACUAAACCAAGCAGUCCACCUCCAGAAUUUGCUUUUAACACGCCAGGUAAAAAUAUGAACCCUAUCAUCCUCGUGAAUACUCAGACAAGGCCCUAUGGACUGAACUUCAACCAUGGAACUGUACCGUAUAGCAGUGUCUUCCCUCAAGGCUUUGGAUUGCCAGGAACAGGGGUUGCCCAGGGAUUCAGGACUGGCUUCAUCAGUGUUCCUCAGAGAUAUGGAACUGGCACUCGAGGUCAAUCUAGACCCUAAUGAACUGUUUCUAUAUUUAUUGUUUGAGAUUACUUCUUCAAUUGUUUUAUUGCUUAGUUUUCUACAAGACUAUUUGAUUUCCCGGUAACUAGUAUCAGAUGUUUUCAAAAUCAUGAAAAUGUGCAUUCAUGGAUUGACUUAAUUUUUGAUGCAGUUAUCCAUUUCUGACUGUAAAGCCAUAGCUUUAUAAAAAGUCAUUGCAAUCACAUUUUAUUGCUGGUCUUGUAAAUAAUUUCAGCAUGGUAUGUGAAAGGAAGUCCAAAAAAAUGACAAUUUUGCAAAGUGGGAUUCUGUAUUAUUGUCUUAAAUUAUUAGGGGAGUGUUGUCUAUUAACAAAGUUCUUUUCAUAAAACUUUGUCUCUGAUGUAAUCAUGCAAUCUUUUUUAAAACUUAUACUUUCUGAACUAGGGAAAAGUGAUUAUUUGGUGAGUCCAGCAAAUGCUCCUGAAAUUCAGUUUGAUAUUAAAAUGCUUGUGGGUAAUCUUGUUUGAGGAGUUCAGGGGAGAACUAAAUGAAAUAUGGCUGUGUGGGAGAACAACGAAGGUCAUCCAGCUACCUGUAGCUGAUCGUUAUAAAUAUCAUGUCCAACACAUUUCUCACAUGCACAGUUACUUUUCUGGAAUAAAGGUGGCAUCAAAGAUUUUAAACAGGAACAUGGGGACGGUUAGACUUUAGGAGGAAGAUUCCCCCACCUCCAAAAGCAUAGGCCUGAGGGGGAAAGCUGAAGUGGUCCUGGACGCCUGAAGAGCUGAAAAUUCCAGAGAAAGGCCUACAACUGUGGUAGAGACCUAGAGAGAGGGAUGCCUAUGGUGGCGCCCAAUUACGGAAGAGAGAGAUGGAAUUGAGAGCAGAGAUGGAGCUUCAGAAACAGGGUGCAGCAAGGGAGGUCCUGCCUGUCUUUUCCUCCCCCACACCCCCGUACCAACAUAGAUUGCAGGCUGAGGAGAACUGCUGCAGGUGAACCAAAGGGAAAAGGCAUUUGGAUUUCCUGAAAGCUGGCAGGGAAGGAAAUGCUAAAGAAUACAGUCCAGAGCUGCCUAACAGUAAAAUGAGCCUGAUUUUGUCACCACCUGAAAGAACCUGCAACAGGAUGGUUUUGUUAAUCUAGCAGCCUGUUGUUGUGGAAACACUAACAGUAAUUUCAGCAUUCAACUGCUUUUUAUUCUUUUCAGCCUGAUUUGAAAUAAAUUAGUGCUGACUGCUCCAUUUUAAGCUCCCUCACUCCUUCCCCUUGAUUAUGUGACCCAGAGCUUCUGCAGCCUUUGCUAUCCUUUCUGGUGCACACAUAUGCACAAGCUAAUAUAGACAGCAUGACCUCGAGCAGAAACACUUCACGUUCCUGCUACAUGAUACAAUAUGGGGCCUUCCAUGGCUACUGCUGGGGAAGGGGUUGGAAAGAAUUCCAAAAGCCAUGUUCUGCAAGUUUUCCCCACCUUGUUAACACCCCUGGAUGAAGGGCAGCAGGAGGUUUCACACGGGAGACCUAGCUCAUAUCUAGCUGGAGCCACAGAUCGGCCCAUCGGCUUUUCACCAGAAGUGUCAGGUUGAAUAUGUUUUGUCCUACUAAUAAGUAUUUGUGAGUGGUAGAUAGUUGUAUAUUUACCUAGUUGCACUGUGUGUCAUAAUUGGUUUUCCCUCAGUGACAUCUUCCGUUCUAAUGAAGAAAAUCAAGGGUAGUAAUGACCAAUUUGGGGCUAGCAAAGAUUUCCACUGUGGGUAAUCAGAAAGUGACUCACUUUUUGAACAUUCAGCGUGCUUGGAACCCCAUUUCUGCAGCAGCAGUGUGGAAUCACUGCCCUUCUUUUUUUUCCAAAAAAAAAAAAGUGCCAGUUUACCCUGCAGCAUUCAGUGUGGGCAUGAUUAUCUCCACUGGAUAAGUCAACCAUUCCUUUAUGACUAGAAGGUUCUUUGAAAACUCUGAUUUAUUUCCAUCAUGAAAUUUUCCAAUUAUAAAUGGGCAAAUUGUUCUCUAUAAAUCAGAAUUGUGGCAGCAUCGUGGUGGAUCUACAGAUAAACGUUUUCUUGAUCCAUGCACUCUGCUCUCCCACUGAGAUUAUAGGCAAUUUACUUGUAGCAGAUACAAAGCUGGUAUGGAUCAACAUACAGUGGUGCUUAAAAGUUUCUGAACCCUUCUGCAUUUUCAAUAUUUCUGGAUAAAUAUGACCUAAAACAUAAUCUCUUUUCCACGCAAGUCCUAAAAGUAGAUAAAGAGAACCCAAUUAAACAAAUGAAUCAAACUUUUAAGCACCACAGUAUAUGGAUUAAACUGAAAACAUACAUUACUUGUAAUUGUAAAUAAAAGAAAUUGUGGCUGACAAUCCAGCAUAAUUCCAAGAAAUUAAGCAAAGAAGGAAAAUGAUCACCAAUUACAAGGUUGUAUUUUAUUGAACAAUGAUACAUGCCUAUUUAUAGUGGUGCUCUCUUUCUAGCAUACUUAAACCAGAUUUUAAAAAUUAAACUAAUAGCCUCUGUUACCAAGUGCUAUAACAAGGUGAUCAGUUUAUUUUCACUGAACAUAAUUUAUGUUGGGUGCACUGCAAUCAGUAUUAAAAAGAGAAAACUGUACCUAUGUGUGCUUUUUACCUUGGCCAUAACAGUUCAGCCAUUCUCAUAUUGUAUAUUCUCGCUCUGACACAUUUAAAUCUGCUGUGAUGCACAGGAACUCCUACUGUCCAAAGUUAUAUUUAAACGUUGCUCCAAUAUGAAUAGCUUCGCCUUCCCUAAUAUACAACUGUUAUACAGAUCAUAAAAUCUAUGGAAUUUC